UCAUAUAGUUUCACAUGAUGUACAUAGUUCCAACCUACAAGUGACUAUAUCAACGGCAGGAGAGUCCUCUCGUAGGUAUAAGAUAAAAACCAUUUUUUUAAUAAAUUAUUUUUCUACGAUCAUGAAUUUUAUUAAAAUCUCAGAAGAAUAGUAUAUCUGAAAGUUUGAAAAACUUUACAAUCUCUAUCAAUAAGAAUAUGUAGAAGUAAGUUUUUCAAUCAUACUUCUAAUAUCACUUUUUAAACUAGAAAAAACUAUUCUCAAUUAAUAAAUAAUUCAUCUAAUAUACACUAGUAGAAAAUUCAAAACAUAAAACUUUUCUAAAAUUAUACUAGAAGAAAUAACUUAUAUUUUGAUUAAAUCAACUUCUUUAAUUUGUUAUUUUUAGUCAUUAUUAAAUCUAUUAUCGAGUGGACAUUCUUCAUCAGGAAAAACUGAUAAAUCUUCAACAAAUUUAGCACGUGAUUCGUUUUCUGGUAAUAGAAGAAGACCAUCAAUACUUAGUCGAUCAUCAAGUGUAGACAAUCCAAAAAUAUCAAAUUUUAAUGAUGGAUCUCGAAAUAAGAAAAGACCAUGUAUGUGGAAUUUAGAUUUUAGUCCAUAUAAUUCAUCUUUAAUAAGAAUUAAAUGUUUUUAUCGAUACUUACCGGUUUAUGGUGUUGGACUUGAUCCACAAACAAAACUUACAGAAGUCAACUAUUCAUGUUUCUGA
Molecule: messenger RNA, 712 nt
Organism: Rotaria sp. Silwood1
Lineage: Eukaryota; Metazoa; Rotifera; Eurotatoria; Philodinida; Philodinidae
Source: the annotation of a GenBank genome assembly